Molecule: messenger RNA, 1416 nt
Organism: Rhodofomes roseus
Lineage: Eukaryota; Fungi; Basidiomycota; Agaricomycetes; Polyporales; Fomitopsidaceae
Product: Prephenate dehydrogenase
Exons: 6
Coding region: 1-1416 (471 amino acids)
Biological process (GO): L-tyrosine biosynthetic process
Molecular function (GO): NAD+ binding; prephenate dehydrogenase (NAD+) activity; prephenate dehydrogenase (NADP+) activity
Source: RefSeq, a predicted model, not a curated record
AUGAUUCGCACUGACAUUUCCCCGGACUCGCCCGUCGAGGAGCAACCCGCCAUUGGCGUCAUCGGCAUGGGCUCGAUGGGCACCAUGUACGCAAAGUUCCUCUACGAAGGGGGAUGGAAAAAGAUCUAUGUUUGCGACCAGCCGAGCAAAUACGAGGCGCUUAAGGCGAAGUACGAGGACAAUGCGAAUGUGACGGUGCUGGUGGACGGGCACCAGGUGUCGCGGAUAGCGGACUUCAUCAUGUACUCGGUGGAGGCCGAGUUCAUCGAGCGCGUCGUCGCCACGUAUGGACCCUCGACCAAAGUCGGCGCCAUCGUCUCAGGCCAGACGUCCGUCAAGGCCCCAGAAAAGGCCGCCUUCGAAAAGUACCUCCCCCAGGAUGUCCACAUCGUGUCCUGCCACUCGCUGCACGGCCCAACAGUCUCGCCCCUGGGCCAGCCGUUGGUGCUCAUCAAGCACCGGGCUCCUGAAUGGGCGCUCCGACUGGUGGAGAACAUCCUGCGUCCACUCAAAUCGCGUUACGUCUAUCUCUCCUACGAGGACCAUGACAUCGUCACCGCGAACACCCAGGCAGUCACCCAUGCUGCCUUUCUGAGCAUGGGCACGGCAUGGGCGAACGAGAAAGAGUACCCCUGGGAGACGGGCCACGCCGUCGGCGGCAUCGAGACCGUCAAGGUGAACAUCAUGCUCCGGAUCUACUCGAACAAGUGGCACGUCUACGCCGGCCUCGCGAUCCUCAACCCGUCCGCGCGCGUGCAGAUCGACCAGUUCGCGCGGAGCACGACCGAGAUCUACAAGCUCAUGAUCAUGGGCGACGACGCGGGCAUGCGCAAGCGCAUCUACGCCGCGCGCGACACGGUCUUCGGCACCAAGGCGCACGACGGCGGCGGCGCCGUUCGCACGCCGAUCCUCCUGAGCGAGGACAUCCUCGACCGGUUCAGCCUCUGGCGGGGCCGGAGCUCCGGCGCGAACGGCAACGGGAAGGCGAACGGCAACGGGACCGGCGACGCCCCGCCGAACACGCACCUAGCGAACUCGCACUUGUCCCUCCUCGCGAUGGUCGAUUGCUGGGCCGCGCUCGGGAUCCAGCCGUUCGUGCACCUCGACCUCGCCGCGACGCCGCUCUUCCGGAUGCUCCUCGGCGUGUCCGAGUACCUCUUCCAGUCGCAGGAGCGCCUCGACCACGCCAUCCACGCCGCGCUCUACGACACGACCUACCGCGCGAACGACCUCGAGUUCGUCGUGGCCGCCCGCGGGUGGAGCCAGUGCAUAUCCUUUGGCAGCUUCGAGCUGUACCAACGACGAUUUAUGGAGACGGCGGAGUUCUUUGAGCCGCGGUUCGAGGACGCGCAGAAGGUCGGGACGGCGAUGCUUCAGGCGAUAUUGGAGACCCCUCCAACGACGAAGACCUCGUAG